Messenger RNA from Onychostoma macrolepis, 1207 nucleotides. RefSeq names its product endosulfine alpha a (gene ensaa). The record is from RefSeq and is a predicted model, not a curated record. The coding region runs from base 169 to 519 and encodes 116 amino acids. Gene Ontology annotation, molecular function: protein phosphatase inhibitor activity. Lineage: Eukaryota; Metazoa; Chordata; Actinopteri; Cypriniformes; Cyprinidae. Gene Ontology annotation, cellular component: cytoplasm. The transcript has 3 exons.
ACUCCCAGUCCCGCCCAUUGCCGCUUACGUCAGAUGCUUCAUUCGCCAUUUUGGUGUUGAGGGAAUUAUUGCUGCAAUAAAUCUCCAAUAAUCGCGCCUGCUGCGUUAAAAUCGCGUUGUUGUUGACGGAGGACCGGUUUUAUUUUCAGUGUUUGUGUCGCGGGAAUCAUGUCAGAGAAUCCGGAAACGGAUAUCCUGGAGCUGGAGUCUGAAGAAGAGAAGCAGGAUUCUCCAGAAAAGGACUGUAACCCAGUACUGUCUGAAGAGGCCAAGCUGAAGGCCAAAUAUCCGAACCUGGGCCAGAAACCCGGCGGCUCGGACUUUCUGAUGAAGAGACUCCAGAAAGGACAAAAAUACUUUGACUCGGGAGAUUAUAACAUGGCGAAGGCCAAGACGAAGAGCAAGCAUGUGGUGACGGCCGGAGCGGAUAAGAACCUGGUGACAGGAGACCAUAUUCCCACACCGCAGGACCUUCCUCAGAGGAAAGCCACGCCGCUCGCCAGCAAACUGGCCGGAUAAACACACACACACACGCACACACACUCCUCACACACACUCAAACACACACCGAAGUAGAGACGAGUGCUAGUGUUGUUGUUGGGGUAGUUCUGAAGAGCGUUGAGCAGAUCCGCUCCGCUCCAGCGGCACGUUCACUAGGGCUGGGUGGUAUGACGCCAGGAGCGAUGAAACAUGACGGAGUAAUGUUAAAACACAGAGUCCCAAACCGGUCUGGACGACACAGAGCUGGUGUUUGUUACACCACACAAACGGAGUUGUUGCUAGGCAACAUCAGCAUUCACAUAGAAUUCAAAAGUGCGGUCAGAAUUUAGUGUGCAUUUAAAAAAAUGCUCAUAAAUUUUACAAAUAAUUACACAAGUAACACACUGAAUUAAACAUGAACGUUUGAAGUACACUUGUUUUACAAGAAAAUAUUAUUUCAAUCUUUCUACUUCAAAAUUUCAUGUUUAAUGAUACGUUAUAAUUUUCGUCAGUGUAAAAAGCAAGAAAUAGUAUAAUAUAUUUUCUUGUUACAUUUACUGUUACAACUUCAAAAAAAAACUUUUUUUCACAGUGUAUUUAUAUUUGUUUUGUUUUAUAAUAAUAAUAUGUUUUACUGUUUUGAGCUCAGACCCAACAAUAAAUAUCAGACUUCUCAUGCAUUUGAAUAAAAUAUUAUAUUUGAUAUAAAACAGUUUUCAGUUUACAA